This is a messenger RNA of Acytostelium subglobosum LB1, 444 nucleotides long. RefSeq lists its product as hypothetical. The record is from RefSeq and is a predicted model, not a curated record. NCBI's taxonomy places the organism in Eukaryota, Evosea, Eumycetozoa, Acytosteliales, Acytosteliaceae. The transcript has a single exon. Bases 1 to 444 code for a protein of 147 amino acids.
AUGCCUGGUGCCAAGUAUGGACGCUCCAAGAUCGAUGUGUACAACUACACUGACGUUCGCAAAGUGUGUGAAAAGACUAGUAUUAUGUACGCCCUGAUGCCUGAGGGCAAGGAGAGGACUGCAACCAUCCAUGACUUCAAGAUCAACUUUAGCAUGAAGAACAAGGGCCGCUAUGUAAUUGCCACUUGCCAGGUUGCCGAUAAGGAAUGCUCGGUCAAGAUCUCAACCUUCAGCCAGGGUGAUGUCAAUGCAAAGAACUUCAAUGAUGCGAUGGAAGCUCAGAGGGUGAGACAGCAGGCGCAUCAGAAGCAGAUGAUGCAACAACAGAGAUAUCAACAAGAUAUGAUGUAUAACAAUGCAAGGAUACAAGCAGCCAAUGCCCAAGCCAACUUUUACAACAACCUCAAUCAACAAUUAGAUGAUGAUUAUGAUUAUGAAGAUUAA